Molecule: messenger RNA, 9267 nt
Organism: Varanus komodoensis (Komodo dragon)
Lineage: Eukaryota; Metazoa; Chordata; Lepidosauria; Squamata; Varanidae
Gene: DIDO1
Product: death inducer-obliterator 1
Exons: 17
Coding region: 319-7425 (2368 amino acids)
Biological process (GO): DNA-templated transcription; apoptotic signaling pathway
Cellular component (GO): nucleus
Source: RefSeq, a predicted model, not a curated record
GGUUAUUGCAAAGCUGCAGCGUGGAAGGAAGCACUUUAAACUCAGACUCUCUUCAGCCAUCAAGCUCUGAUCCCUCGGAUGUAGCUGCUGCUUUAGGCAAUGAAGCACAAGGCAGUUUAGUGAAGUUUCUGUUAAUCUUCAAGAACUGUUUGCCUGCAAUGGCUAAGAAGUAAUUCUGUUGAACAAACAUAUACGUACAUUUUCCUGCAACAGGCAACCAUACCAUGUGGAGUGUUGCAGGUUUCAGAGUCUUCAGAAUGGCUUCAAGAUGAACAUUGUUCUUCUAACUUCCCCAGAGCAGCUUGUGCUGUAGGGAUUAUGCUGAGUGAUUCUGACUUACUUCUGUCCUCCAGUGAUUCUUCCUUUGAUUUGAGUCAACAAUGGGCAGAAAAAAUCCUGGCAUCCUCUAAUGCUGUGUCAGAGGUGACAUUCGGGAAUAGUGUUAUCACUAGUAUGGAAGAAGAGAAUUUGGAAUCUGUCGCACUGGAGACUGAAUCUAAUAUGGAAAACUCAUCUCUUGCUUUGGAUGACAAAGGUGAUCAAAGUAAUGAGGAUGAACAAAAGACAGUUAAACCCACCAGUAAGGAGUUCAAGAAAACAUGGGGUUUUCGGAGGACUACAAUUGCAAAGCGUGAAGGAUUAGGGGAUGUUGACAUGGACAUCACGGAGCAGUCAUCUCCACAGCAGCAAAGCCUGGCUCUCAGGCGUAGCGGGCGACAGCCCAAGCGCACUGAACGAGUUGAAGAAUUUCUUACAACAGUAAGGCGCAGAGGAAGGAAGACUCUUCCUGCAACUCUUGAGGACCUGAGUGAGCCAGCAUCCUGCCAUGUUACUGACAUUGAAACGGCUUCUGAAGGCAGCGUAGAGAGCAUGCCAGAUAUAAAAAAUGUAACUCAGAAAUGUCGGUCCAAGGACAGUAAGGGCCAGUCAUCUCGGAAAAGUAGAACUGCUAAAGACCAUGAGGAGGAGGGGGAGGAGGAGGAGGAUACAUCUGACAGUGAUAGUGAUGGGUUAACAUUGAAAGAACUGCAGAACCGUCUCAGAAAGAAACGUGUUGAGGAGAAUCCUACAGAAUUAACACUGAAAGAGUUACAGAAUCGGCUCAGAAAAAAGCAUCAGGAGCAAAAUCCCACUGAGACGGUUGACGUCCAGGCAGGCAACCAAAUUAAGCAUGAAAUAGUUGUAAAGCAAGAACCAGAACAUACAGAGAACACUGAGGUUGGAGAUCAAGUAAUUGUCUCCAAGGAAAUUGCCGAAGCCAUUCAGGUUAAGAAAGAAACAAAACCUCCUGGGCAGAUCAGUGAUGACAUUGAAGAAUCUGCAAAAAGGAAAUCAGAGUCUGAGGUUUAUGAUCCUAGUACACUGUAUUGUAUUUGUCAACAGCCUCACAACAACAGGUUUAUGAUCUGUUGUGAUAGAUGUGAGGAAUGGUUUCACGGGAACUGCGUAGGGAUUUCAGAGGCUCGUGGGCGACUGUUGGAAAGGAAUGGGGAGGACUAUAUCUGCCCAAAUUGCACUAUUCUGCAGGUGCAGGAUGAAACAGUUAUGGAGGCAGACCAACAAGAAACCAUGUUAGGUCAGGUAACGGGUGAUGGCACAGAACUUACAAGCAUAGGAACGAUUGAGCAAAAGUCUGUUGAGGAUCAAGGAAUCAAGGGACGGAUUGAAAAAGCUGCAAAUCCAAGUGGAAAGAAAAAACUUAAAAUAUUUCAACCAGUAGUUGAAGAGCCUGAAGCAGCCAACUGCAUUGGACCAGGAUGUUCUAACGUGGCACAAUCAGGUUCUGUGUACUGUGGUCAUGAAUGCAUUCUCAAACAUGCCGCAGCCACCAUGAAGUUUCUAAGUGAAGGCAAAGAACAAAAGCCGAAAGAGAAGGCCAGACUAAAAGCUGACCGAAAUGUUGUUGUAAAGCCCCAGCUUUUGGCAGGUACCAAACCUCUCUCCAUGCAGAAGAAACCAGUUCCUGAGAAGAGAGAGAUUACUGUGAAGAAAACAGUGGUGACAGCUGUUAAGACUGAAGCAAACACUCAGACAGUUGCUAAAGAGCCACCCCCAGAAAGCAGCACACCAUCUUGGGCAAGCGAUCAUAAUUAUAAUGCAGUAAAGCCAGAAAAGACUCCUGCCAUUUCAUCAUCACUGUUAUUCAAAUCACAAAAAGAAGAUCGGAGGAAUGAUGAUAAACCAGCAGAAUCUUCAAAGAAAAUUAUUGUGUCCACUUCUGCCACUGAGAAACCCCUGUCUUUACAAACUAGAAAUCUGCCUCAAAAGAAAACUGCUGCAUUUACUGGUAGUUCACUGGCUAAGCACCCAAUUAAGCACUCUGCUGCAGGUUUCAAAGGAGUAAUCCCUAAGAAAUCCUCAGUUUCCACAGGUCAACCUUCAUCAAGUACUGUGUCAACAUCAAAGCCUUCACCUCUGUCUUAUGCUACAUCCUCAGUUUCUAAAAAGACAGGUGCCUCUUCUAGCAUGGCUGGAGGACUUCGGAAGCCCAUAGUGUCUUCUGCUUCAACAACUUCCUCAGCUUCAGCAGUAAAAUUAGCUGCAAGUGCCAGUCAAUCACAACCUAACUCCCAAAUUCGUCAAAAUAUACGGAGAUCCCUUAAAGAGAUUUUGUGGAAAAGAGUAAAUGACAGCGAUGACCUGGUCAUGACAGAAAGUGAAGUAGGAAAGAUUGCACUGAAUAUUGAAAAGGAGAUGUUUAAUUUAUUCCAAGCGACAGAUAAUCGAUAUAAGAGUAAAUAUCGCAGUAUUAUGUUCAACCUCAAGGACCCCAAAAAUCAGGGGCUUUUCCAUCGCGUUCUUCGAGAAGACCUUCCUUUGUCAAAGUUAGUAAGAAUGAAGCCGGAAGAACUUUUAUCGAAAGAGCUAGCUCUGUGGAAAGAGAAGCCAGCCAAAUCAAUGAUGGCAUCCAGACGCAAAACAUUUGAAAACAAGAAGCUUGCUGUCAAACAGGAACCCAUUCCAGAUGUUAACAUGGAAGAUUCCCCACCAGUGUCUGAUUCUGAUGAGCAGCAGGAUUCGGAUAGAGCAGCCCCUGAGAAAAGCACUGCUCCUGUUCUGGAUGUUUUCAGCAGCAUGUUGCAGGACACAACAAGUCAGCACAGAGCUCAUCUUUUUGAUCUGAACUGCAAAAUCUGUACAGGUCAGCUUUCCGCUUCAGAUGAUGAAGUAGCUUCAAAGAAACCAAAAAUGUCUGUUAAAAAGGCAGAACCAAAACCAGAAACAAAGUCAAAAUUUGAAAGCUCAGCACCAGCAGAUGAGGUGGAGGCUGCAAAAGAAGACCCAAAGAAUGUCCCAGAGCCUGUUGCUGAAUGUGCAACAGAAGCACUUCCUCAGCCAAGCUUGGAAAGGACUUACAUUCCUUUAACACAAGGGCAAACUAAUCCAGAAUUGUCUCUGCCUAAUGAGAGCGCUCUCUAUCCCACAUCCUAUGCUGGUGGAGUUAUCACUACCGUGACUGUCUCCGGCAAGGAUCCAAGAACAGCCAUGAGCACCGUGCCGGCCUCUGCAGCCGUGGGGACUUCAGUAUCGCAUCCCAUCCCCACACCUGACAAAGUGACUGUGGUGGAAAGCAAGCCAGAAAUGUCACGGUCUGUUUUACCUGCUCCGAAAUCAAUAUUAACCAAGCCAUCAUCCUCAUCAGACUCAAGAUAUAUGGCAGUUUCACCGUCACUAAAUGUUGGUAUGUCAGAGAUACGGUCCCCUCAAGAAGGAGAUACUUCCUUCUUUCUUUCUCGCCUCAGCACGAUUUGGAAAGGUUUCAUCAACAUGCAAGGCGUGGCAAAGUUUGUUACCAAAGCAUAUGCUGUUUCUGGGUCCUUUGAUUAUCUCAGUGAGGAUUUACCAGAUACAAUUCAUAUUGGAGGAAGAAUCUCACCGAAGACAGUGUGGGAUUAUAUUGGCAAACUUAAAUCUUCUGUUUCAAAGGAACUUUGUUUGAUCCGUUUCCAUCCUGCAACAGAAGAGGAGGAGGUUGCCUAUAUUUCUCUCUACUCCUAUUUUAGCAGUCGUGGCCGAUUUGGUGUUGUAGCUAAUAACAACAGACAUGUCAAGGACCUCUAUUUGAUACCUCUCAGUGCUAAGGAUCCUAUUCCAUCCAAACUUUUGCCCUUUGAGGGACCAGGUCUAGAAUCAACACGUCCAAACUUAAUCCUUGGAUUAGUGAUCUGUCAAAAAGCUAAGCGGCCCGCAACUGUACUAGAAUCUGAAAAGACUGAAGAAAAGAGAAGCAGAGUUCAGAUGCAGGAAGAAACUGAAGUAUCUGGAUACCCUAAAAGCAAUCCACUUUCCCAGCUAGAUAAGAAACCUCCAAAAUUUUCUCUCUAUUCUGGAGAAGUAGCUGUCAGCACAACACCACCUGGAUCUCCACCACCUCCACCCCCAAAUCCACCUUCAGAGCCACCAACAGUAACACCUUCUGUGUUAAAAAUACUGUCAUCGGUUAAAGCAGGAAAUCUAACCGCUGCUGCACCAACAAAUAUUUCACUGUCAGGAAAUAGCACAACUAUGGCAUCUACUACUACUCCUUCUUCCACAAAAUCAUCCACACCACUUGAUCACAUCCUACAGACUCUCUUUGGGAAAAAGAAAUCAUUUGACCCUGCUUCCAAGGACUCUGAAGGUGCUCAUGUGUCAAAGCCAGAAGGACAAGCCGUUACGAAUGAAGGACCACCUCCCGUUCCCUUACUUGAUCCCAUUGUGCAGCAAUUUGGACAGAUGUCAAAAGAAAAACCUAUAGAAGAGGAGGAAGAUGACAGACCUUAUGACCCUGAAGAAGAAUAUGCCCCAGAAAGAGCUUUUGAAAUGCAUAGUAGUGAAACGGGGGUUGAAAAACCGUGUGAAAUUUCAGAGCAAGAUGAGGCUUAUGACCCAGAAGAUGAAACUAUUUUAGAAGAAGCAAAGGUUACUGUUGAUGAUUUACCUAAUAAAAUGUAUUCAGAAUCUAAAAACAACCUGACACCUGCUCCAUUUGCACCUGACGCAUCUGCACAACCAACUUUGGUAGAGCAACAGAAAAUGUUAGAAGAAUUAAACAAACAAAUAGAAGAACAGAAAAGACAACUGGAAGAACAAGAAGAAGCCCUCAGGCAACAAAGAGCAGCUGUUGGUGUAUCAAUGGCUCACUUUUCAGUGUCUGAUGCAUUGAUGUCACCACCUCCAAAAACAACUAUAGCAAAAAAUGAGCUAUUUCAACAGGAAAAACAAGCUCCUGAACAAUCUGAGUUGACUUCAUCCUCAAGUCAAGUAUUCAGUCAGGCAACUGACCCUAGACAAAGCCGAGAUCCCCGACAAGCUAGGAGAAUUCUAACUGAAUCUAACGAAAGCGCUGACUCUAAUGUAAAACAGCAUGCCAAUCAGGGAGAAAUGUCUGUGACACAAAUUCUCCCACCCAGCUAUUCAGGUCCAUUACAAACAUCACUUGACAAAGAAGAUAAAAUGUUGAGUUCUGUUAGUCAGGCUAGUCUUAAUGAUGCAUGGCUUACAAGUGAAAAAAGUUCUGUUCUCUCUGAACAAGAUGUUCCUAUCAAGUUUGAAAAUGCUCCACAAGUUCACCAGGAAGCUCUGCAUAACGCAGCUGCUGUUGAAACAUCCACAGCUGCCCCUGUUCGUAAAGUACUGUUGCCCACACCACCUAGUACAUGUUUCAUCCCCGCUUUCUCUGCACCCAACAAUGCUCAGACUGUAGCUUGGUCAAAUGAAUCUCAGGACAACAGUGCUCCAGGGGUAGUAAGGGAUUCCUUUUCAGGCCCAAUGUUCACAGCUCAGGAGAACAUCCCUGGUCACUUUGAAGCAGAAAGAGGCUCGUCACAUUACGCAGACCAAAGAAAUCCUCACUUUUAUGAACAAAUGGAAUCCUCCACAAUUCAAAAUGAAGAAGUAAGAGUUGGACCCCCAUUUUCUUCCCUUGGACAAAAAGGUGGGUCUCCCUUGAUGUGUGGUGCUCCCGAUUUCCAUGGCCAGAGAGGUCCAGCACCACAGUAUGCUGAGGGCCAUAAUCCUCCUCCAAAUAACGAUGGACAAAGAGGGACUCCUCCAAACAGGUUUGGAGCCCCAAGAGCACCAAUUCCUUCAUUGUUUUCUGCACAGCAUGGACCACCCCCUCUGUUUGGUGAUAACAGGGGUCCGUCACCAUCAUUUCAUGGUGGGCCGAGAGAGAAAGCACCCUCUCAGUUUGAAGAUCACCGGGAACCUCAUAUGGAACACAGGGAAUUUCCAGAUGCUCAGUUUCAUGAGAUGAGUGGGCCUCCUGGACAGUUUGAAGGACCUGAGCCUCCUCAGUUUAUGGGUAAUAGAGGGCCUGCACCCUUCCCUAUCGGAGGCCAAAGGAGGCCUCCACCAAAUCAAUUUAAAGGUCAAAGAGGAGGGCCAUCAGCUCAGUUUGGAGGGCCAAGAGGACCACCACCUAACCAUUUUGGAGGUUCAAGAGGCCCUCCUCCAAAUCAAUUUGAAGGGCAAAGAGGACCUGCUCCAGGUCACAUGCCGGGACCAAGGGGACUUUUACCACCACCCUUUGAAGAACGAAGAGGAAGCCCUCCACCCAGAUUUCCAAACCAGAGAGGUCCAGCACCACAUCAGUUUGGAGGACCACGGGGGGCUGCAUCUGGGCCAUUUCCAGAGCAAAAUGAGCCUCCCUCUAAUAGACUUAAUUUUCCAGGACAGUCCCAGCAAAGUAUGAAACCAGCCCCCAGACCACUCCUGGAUCUCCCAAGUCAUCUACCACAACAUAGGAAAGAGUUGUGGGAUGAAACUGGACCACCUGCCUCUCAUCCCAACGUUUCAACACAGAGUUCUGAGUCAGAAGCACAGUGGCCAGCAACUGAUUUCCGAGAAAGCCGAAGUAAUGACUACCGAGCCCAGAAUUUUGACGGGAGACAGAGAGAAAGAUUUGAGGGAGGUAAUAAAGAAAAAAUAGUAGAGCCGCCUGAUCAAUCAGAGAAUCGGUCAAAUAGAGGAACUGAUGACAGACGAAGAGAUCGCGACCAUAACUGGGCUUGGGAAAGGGACCGUGGCAGAAACUGGAAUAGGGGUAGGGAAAGAGACUGGGAGAGACACAAAGAAAAAGACUGGGAUAAAAACAGAGAUAGAAACUAUAACAAAGACAGGGAAAGAGAAUCGGAACGGGGUAAAGAUUGGGACAGAAACCGAGAGAGAACUAGAAACAGAGAUGGGGAUACUUACAGAAGACGAGACAGAUCAAGAAGCAGAGAUCGUGAUUAUGACAGAUUCAGGGAAAGAGACCGAGCUCGAAGCAGGGAGAGGGAAAAAGACAGGGACAGGGAUCGGGAUCGUGACAAAGACAGAGCAAGAGAUCGCAAGGACCGGAGCAGAAGUAUGGAAUGCGACAAGGACUCUAAGCCAGAAACCCAGACAGGUGGUCAAAGGCUAUCACAGCCAGAAGCUGCUCCAUCCGCUAAGCAGACAUAAAACGCAAAAUUCCGCCAAUGAGUCACUGCAAAGAAAACGAUUGUAAAAAUUGACUGUGUACAUAUUGUAUAUUGUUUGUUCGAAAAUACUUGGUACAAAACUGAUUUCACAAAUAUGAGAAACAUUUUGAAUUGUAAAUGCAUAUAUUCAUAUCUCAAGCAGCACAUGUGGGAGUUGCAACCUUUUGUUCACAAUGUUUUCUUACAAAAUACUUUGGUCCUAUACAGAUAGAUUCUAGUAGAGCUUGAGAGCUUUAUUCUUCCUCUUCUUGGGCCAGUGAAUUACUUGCUUGGGUGGGUUUCUGGAAAAAGGGAUCUGUUGAGCCCUUAUGCAGGUGUUGCAACAAUACCUGGAGGGAUCCUGGCUGUAGCAUCAUUAUUCUAAAAAGUUUUGUUUCCCUAAUUCUUCCUUUACCUUGAAAUUUCAAUUUACAGGUGUAAACACAGGCACUAUCUUCAAAGAGUACAUUGCUUUUUAGGAUAUAAAGUUUUGUUUUCCAGUAACUUGAAUUGCAAUUUUAUGGAAAUUUAAGCAAGAUCUUAGAAGCCAUACCUUUAAAACUCAAAUAUAGGGUAUUUUUGUGUCUCCUGCAAUUCUGAUGUACAAGAGAGCCCAAUGUUUGAGUUAAUUAUGAAGGGUUUGGUGUAUUUAAGAAAUGAUGGCUAAGGAACAGUGUUACUACUUGCAGAAUGACUAAGAAAUGCUGAGCUUCUGAGUUCAUUAUCUUUUUACAUGAAGGCAUUUUGAGUUAAACUGGUCAUUUGAUUCAACAGGUAAGAGUUCAGGCAAGAAAUGAGUAUGUCUAAAUUACUACCUUUCCUGUGAAUAAAAGGUUUUAAAUGUUGCAUUUUUACCAAACAUUAUAGAUGAAAAUUACAUCUGUAUAAAAUAUAUCUAAGCUUUUAAAACAUGCUUAUUGAAAAACAUUUUAUAAAUUGGCCAAACAAAAGUGAAAUAGCUACCAGAACUAAUAAUUCAGCCAGAGAAAGAGUAUUUAAAAUUAAGCAUUGGCUUUUCCUGUAAUUUUUGGUCAAAAAGACUCAUAAAUUAAAAUAUCUGAAGAUAUUCUAGCCAAGCUUAAACACUUUAAAGUCAUAUUGGUUUCUGUGAGAGAGAUUUAAGCCUGUAAUAAGCCAGAGGUCAAUGGAACUUUAAUGUGCUUGAUUUGGACUGGACUAUGACUUCAGUUCUGUUCGUGUCAAACUUAGUUAUCUUGAAAUAUUGGAAGUAAAUAUUUGUACAAAGUUGGAGUAGUAAAGCUGAUACUAACAAUUCUGUGCUUCAAAAGGGAGAGAUUUUCACUGUGAAAUGCAGUAUACUAUUAGUUUUCCUGUAUUCUUCCAAGUUCGUAAUUCUAAAUGCAUAGAAAAAAAUAGGUUUAACUGGAUUUAUACAUUUACAGAUGUGCAGUUACUUUGAUAUUUUUAUAAGCAUUUUCAAGUGUAAAAUUAGAUUCAUAUCAUCUGCAUUUUGAAAUCUGCAUUACCGGUAGCACUACUCCAUGAAUAAAUCACUACAGAUUUACACUAUAUUGGUACAUCUUAGUCUUUAAACAUCAAAGACAUUCUGAUUUAAAAAUGACCUGUAUGCAAAAUCUUUUGCAAAAUACUAAAGAGAGUGUUGAACAAAAAUAUGUACUAUGAUGUAAUUUUUUUAAUUCAAGACAUUUCUAACUUAAAGACAUACAUGUAUGUAUGCAAAAUCAAGUGUUUGUUUAGGUUUACUUGACAGAGGUUUCUGUAAAUUGUAUUUUAUAUUUCAGAAUAUAUCAUUGUACAUUAAAUGUGGAACUUCAUAUGUUUUUGUUACUGUAAUUCAAAUAAACAUCUACAGAAAACCUUA